AUCCAACCAACAACCUCGUUGUCUCCGCCACCUCUGUUUCCACUUCUAACUAACACCUUCUUCCACCAACAAUUAUCCCAAUUCAAUUCACACACCUGCAACAACAAUGGCACAAUCUCUCAGUUUCUUCGUAUCAACCUCUCAUUCACCAGACUUCACACAUUCCUACACCAAACCUUUCCUCCAAAACCCCAACCGCCUCUUCUCCCUCACCAAACCACCAAAACAAUCACCUCUCAUACUCUCCGCCUCAACCGACAACGGUUCCGGCUUUACCGCAGUCACCCCGGAGUACGAAACAGCCAACGGAACUUCACCGGUUGCAGUUUUGGCUGAUUCGAGUUCAAUAAUUGAGGUGGAUGCGGUUACUGAGGCUGAGCUGAAGGAGAACGGGUUCAGGAGCACUCGGCGGACGAAGGUGGUGUGUACGAUCGGGCCGGUGACGAGUGGGUUUGAGGAACUGGAGGCGUUGGCGGUUGGGGGGAUGAAUGUGGCGAGGAUUAAUAUGUGUCAUGGGACACGUGAGUGGCAUAAGAGUGUGAUUGAGAAAGUGAGGAGGUUGAAUGAGGAGAAAGGGUAUGCUGUUGCGGUUAUGAUGGAUACUGAAGGGAGUGAGAUUCAUAUGGGGGAUCUUGGUGGUGCUCCUUCUGUUAAAGCUGAGGAUGGGGAAGUGUGGACUUUCAGUGUUCGAGCUUAUGAAUCGCUUCGCCCGGAGCGCGCUAUCACUGUGAACUAUGAUGGAUUUGCAGAAGAUGUGAAAGUGGGGGAUGAACUCCUUGUUGACGGUGGAAUGGUGAGGUUUGAGGUGAUUGAAAAGAUCGGUCCCGAUGUCAAGUGCUUGUGUACUGAUCCUGGACUUUUGCUACCACGGGCUAACUUGACUUUUUGGCGAGAUGGAAGCUUAGUUCGUGAACGUAAUGCCAUGCUUCCAACAAUUUCCUCAAAGGAUUGGUUGGAUAUUGAUUUUGGGAUUGCAGAAGGUGUUGACUUUAUUGCUGUAUCAUUUGUCAAGUCAGCAGAAGUGAUCAAUCAUCUUAAAAGUUACAUCAAAGCGCGGUCUCGUGAUGGGGAUAUAGCGGUAGUAGCAAAGAUCGAGAGCGUUGACUCAUUGAGAAACUUGGAGGAGAUAAUCCAAGCUUCAGAUGGAGCCAUGGUAGCGAGAGGCGAUCUGGGUGCACAAAUCCCGUUAGAACAGGUUCCGCUGGCUCAACAGAGGAUCGUUGAAACCUGUAGACAGUUGAACAAACCGGUAAUAGUGGCUUCUCAACUACUUGAAUCCAUGAUCGAGUACCCCACACCCACCAGAGCCGAAGUGGCUGACGUUUCUGAAGCAGUGAGACAACGGGCCGAUGCUCUUAUGCUGUCUGGUGAGUCAGCCAUGGGUCAGUUCCCUGAUAAGGCUUUGACCGUCUUGAGAAGUGUCAGUUUACGAAUCGAGAAGUGGUGGAGGGAAGAGAAACGCCGUGAAGUUAUGGAUCUCCCGGAUAUCGCGUCUUCUCUCUCCGAUAGUAUUUCGGAAGAGAUCUGCAAUUCCGCUGCCAAAAUGGCCAAUAAUUUAGAGGUGGAUGCUCUUUUCGUGUACACGAAAAACGGAGAAAUGGCAUCUCUGCUAUCGCGUAACCGGCCCAAUUGCCCCAUUUUUGCUUUCACAGAGGAUGUUUCGGUUAGAAGACGUCUAAAUCUACAAUGGGGUUUGAUACCAUUUCGGCUCGGGUUCUCAGACGACAUGGAAAGCAACCUGAACAAGACGUUCGCUCUACUCAAGGCCCGAGGUAUGAUCAAAUCGGGUGAUCUUGUUAUUGCUGUAUCCGAUAUGUUGCAAUCGAUUCAAGUUAUGAAUGUGCCAUAACAAAUACAUAUUUCAUUUGCCAACAUCCUAAAAUAUUCUAUUCGUGUACGUCGACUCGGUUCAAGAACCAUCAACUCUAUCUGUGUAGCUUGUAAUUUGAUCGUUUGGCGUUUGGUUGUUCGUUUC
Molecule: messenger RNA, 1975 nt
Organism: Helianthus annuus (common sunflower)
Lineage: Eukaryota; Viridiplantae; Streptophyta; Magnoliopsida; Asterales; Asteraceae
Product: pyruvate kinase isozyme A, chloroplastic
Exons: 6
Coding region: 107-1849 (580 amino acids)
Biological process (GO): glycolytic process
Cellular component (GO): chloroplast stroma; cytoplasm
Molecular function (GO): pyruvate kinase activity; potassium ion binding; magnesium ion binding
Source: RefSeq, a predicted model, not a curated record